AUUGGUUAAUUAAUUUCACAGUAUAUGUUCGCUCAGUGCUGAGGUUCUGGCGGUUAGCUGAAGUUUCCCAGAGCAAACGCCCGAUACAAUCUGAAGAAUCGGGAUGCCUUUGAGGAGCAUUUUCUCGUGUGUUGCGUUGACCGUCAUCCUGCGGUCCUCCAUUCUGUGUGAUGGACGUUCUGAUGAAGCGAAUAAGGCGGCGGUGGAAAGAGCUGCAGUUCAAGGAAGUGUUCACCUCAGCCGAGUGGGCUCUGGUUUGAAACGAGAAUCUGCAGCCUCAACACGACCUGGUUCACUUAGCUUUACAGAUGACCCAAAAGGAGACUUGAAUUCCACCAAAGCAUUGCACUCUGCAAAGCUGAAGCUCCUGGCCCCAUCAGUGCUUUGUGGCCGCGACCAGAUGACCCUUUCAGUCAAACGGAGAGGAACCCAUUUUCUCAUCGACAGCGGCGAGAGGCCUCUUACUCCUCUAUCCCAGAUGCCCUCUACGUGUGGCUUCUUUGUGACCAGGUCCCGCAGAGAUGUGCAGUAUGCUGCAUCCUAUAAGGCCUGUCAUGUUAACAAAGAGGAGGAUGAAUACUCCCUACCGCUGCGGUUGUGGGGGACACCGAUGACCAUGUCCUGUCCUGAAAUGUUGCCAAUGCCCACCAUUUUCUGCUUCCCAAACAAGAUGGUGGUGAAAAUCCACGGUGUUGCACCCCAGGAGCUUGACAUAAAGGCGUUUGGCACAUGGCAGCCUUUAUCAUCGGCAUGUAGCGGCUGCGAACUGAGUGUCAACGAGUCCUCUACUGAGCUGACGCUGACCGCACCUUACAACAAGGAUCUGUGUGUGGAGAUCAAGGAUGAAGAGUAUUUACUGUCUCUUCGCUGGGGAGAUUUUGAGCUGUUGGCAUCAUGUCCUCCAGUACCAAGUGCUGACCCAACAGGAACAGCUGCACCCGAUGAAGCCCCACGUUUUCAGUACCCCCAGCUGCCAAUAUUUUCUCAGUUCCUAGAGCCCCAGUCGACACAAACUCCCGGGCUUGUGGCUCCAUUGCCGUUUUCCUUCGUUGCUGCGGACUUCUCUGAAAACCAAAAGACGCCUGGAAAUCCGAGCCCUGCUUUACUGCCCAGGUUCUUUUUGUUUCCCAGACCUGAAUCACCCGCACAUCCUUCUGGAGAUGACGACGCGCACGCAAAUCGGCACAAGUUGUCUCAGACGCCACUGUCUCCUCGGUAUCAAAUUCCAUUUUUCCAAGAACUCCCCGUGAUGCCUGGAAGUUUUCUGCCAACAACUACCUUGCCACUUCCUGCAACAACCACAGAGACUCUGGUGACCACACCCAUUCCACCAGGGACUGAGAAGCCCCAGCUUUCCCUGCAGCAAGAGUUUUCAGCGAUGCUUCAGAAUCCCUUCCAAUCGUUCCCUAAAUACCCACCAUCUCUGCAGGAUCCAACAGUGCAUGAUGCAGAAUCCAAACCGCAGUACCUCCCCCCUCACGCCUUCCAGUUUCCCAUGCUGCAUCCUCCUUUUAAUCACCUUUCUCAGUUACAAAAUGCUCCAGUAGCCACCACUGAGGUACAUCCCCCUGAAAAGCCUUUUUACCAGCCACACCCUUAUAUACCGGUUUAUUUUUUUCCCAAACCGGCUCACACACCUGUAUUUCUUCAUCCUCCAUCCAUGAUCCCUUCAAACCCAGUUCCGUCGGAUCAGUAUGAACGUCAGCCCUUCUACUUUGCCAUACAGCCUUUUUAUCCAUUCCCUCUUGAUCAAAGUCAAGCUACACUAACAAAUACCUGACCCUGAUCGUGGUUCUGCUGACUGAGCAUCAGACCAUCAUGGACAAGAUUACUGUCCCUCGCAGAUUUUGUUCACAGAUAACUGAUCUGGUGAAUUAGAAAAGGUUUAAAGUAGAUUAAACUAAUGCAGUUUGUCUUACGGAAAGGCUGUUAACGAGGGGGCGUAAAGAAGAAAUGUAAUCUUCAUCUGGGGUAAAAUAAAGGUUGAAUGUGAAUCUACUACUGUG
Molecule: messenger RNA, 2006 nt
Organism: Fundulus heteroclitus (mummichog)
Lineage: Eukaryota; Metazoa; Chordata; Actinopteri; Cyprinodontiformes; Fundulidae
Exons: 6
Coding region: 104-1780 (558 amino acids)
Source: RefSeq, a predicted model, not a curated record